Molecule: messenger RNA, 1238 nt
Organism: Frankliniella occidentalis (western flower thrips)
Lineage: Eukaryota; Metazoa; Arthropoda; Insecta; Thysanoptera; Thripidae
Product: hsp70-binding protein 1
Exons: 6
Coding region: 3-1055 (350 amino acids)
Source: RefSeq, a predicted model, not a curated record
CAAUGUCAGAGAAACCUGUGUCGUCCCAAGAAGCUGAAAACAAACCUAUGAUUAUGGGGGCCAUUGAAAAUGGCAAUCAAAACGUCGAAUCUGUGGUUCUUCCUAAUCAGCCACGACCUGCCCGAGACAUGAAAGGGUUGUUACGGUUUGCUAUGGAGGCAACGGCCAUGGAAGAUGCCCCGAAUUCGUCUAACUUCGAACCUAUGGAUGGAGAAAAAAAACAGUUUUUGGAAGAAGCCCUCAAAUCAAUGACAGUUGACUUGAUUCAAGUCUUGACCAAAGCGUUAAAUACACUAAAAUUGGUGAAAGAUCUGAAACCUGAUGAUGACCCUGAGGAACAUGAAGAAGCGUUGGAAACAAUCACAGACACUGUGGACAAUGUUGAUUUAGCUAAUGACUUUCAUAAAAUCGGUGGAUUUGAUGUGUUCCUUCCAUGUUUGACAUCUUCUCACACUUCACUCCAGUGGCGAGCUGCAGAGCUGAUUGCUGAGCUCACACAGAACAAUCCUUAUUGCCAAUCAAGAAUACUAUCUUCAGGAUUGCUACCCACAUUAUUAGAAAUGGUAGACACUGGAGCCAGUGAAGCAGUUAAAGUGAAAUCGUUGUAUGCCAUUUCAUGUAUUGUGCGAAAUUGUCCUGAGGCCUUGGAAGCUUUUUCAAAGCAUGAUGGUUUCUCAGUACUACUUAGAGCCAUGCAGAGCGAUGUAGAAAAGCUGAGAGUGAAAUCAGCUUUUCUUCUGAGUGCAUUGUGUGGUGAACAUCCAGCUAUCAGAGAUGACCUCCAGAAGAUGGGUUGGGUUCACCAGUUAGCAGCACUCAUUGGUCAAGAACCAACCCCUAGCCACGAACACCUGCUUUCUGCCAUGUUGGCCCUAGUACAAGAUCAUAUUCAAUGCAUUGAAGACUGCAGAGACCCCACUCUCCAAUUUAAAUCAACACUUGCCUCCUACAUUGAAUCGGUGCAGGGAAAAGAGGAAUGUCAGGAGGGUGUAGAACAUGCCCGUCAAUUAAUAUCUGUAGUUUUUACAGACGAUAGUAAUAAUGGGGAGAGAUAGACUAUUAAAUGGAUUCCAAUUGAUAAACUUAAAUGCAAAAUGUGUUUGGUUCAAUGAACUGAACUUUACCUCACUCUGUAAUAAUAACCAUAAUUUAUAUUUUUCUAUCACCAUCAGAUGUAGAAUUGUACUUUCUAAUUCAUUAAAGAUACCCUAUUUAAAUAAAACAAAACAUUAACAAUU